GAUUGAUAAAAUUCAUUCUAUCACAUUGAUUAAAGUUAUAAAUCUCUUCCAGUUUUUUCUUUAAAAAAAUUUUUUACAAAGUUUUUGUUUUUUUUAAAAAAAAAAAUGACCAAAGGUACACUUACUGUUAUUGUAGUUUCAGCAAAAGGUUUGAAGAAUGCUGAUGAUGUUGGAAAAAGUGAUCCUUACGUUAGACUUUGGGUUGACGAUGUUGAUUCUCAAAGAACAACUACUAAAGUUGGUACUUUAGAUCCAAUUUGGAAUGAAACUUUUAAAUUUCCAAUCACUCAUCAAAAUAAACUUCAUUUUAAAAUAUGGGACUCUGAUGCUCCUGAAAAAGAAGGAAAAGAUGAUAAGUUGGCAUCAGGAAGUAUCGAUCUUAAAAAUGUGUUUGAAAAAGGUAGUGAAGAAAAGACACAUGAAUUAACACAUAAUCUUGGUUUCUCUAAAGAUGGUGUAAUCACUUUUAAACUAACUUUUGCACCUUCUGCAUAAUUAUGUAUUUAAAAUGGAUUAAUUAUUUAAUUUGUAAACAUUCUUUGUUAUUAUUAUUUUGAUGUGUUUAAAAUUAAAAGGGUUUUAUUUUUAAAAAUAAAAUAUCUUUAUAUUACGUCAAUAUAUUG
Molecule: messenger RNA, 623 nt
Organism: Rhizophagus irregularis DAOM 181602=DAOM 197198
Lineage: Eukaryota; Fungi; Glomeromycota; Glomeromycetes; Glomerales; Glomeraceae
Source: RefSeq, a predicted model, not a curated record